This is a messenger RNA of Protopolystoma xenopodis, 651 nucleotides long. The record is from the annotation of a GenBank genome assembly. NCBI's taxonomy places the organism in Eukaryota, Metazoa, Platyhelminthes, Monogenea, Polystomatidea, Polystomatidae.
AUGGACGGGCGGACAGACGAACGGAGCUACUGCAUUGGCGGGAUCACAAGCGGCGUGGUCUCAGCCUCGGAGGCCGCAGACAGCCACGCUUGCCUGCGCCCGCGAGCGGCGGCACCGCCCUCGAGUCGGCGCGUCUCGACGCCUGCGCACACGCGCACACGCCGCAGCCAGCAGCGCCCCUCGCCCGACCGCCACCACAUGCACACAUGCACCCACGCAGGCACGCAUACUGCGCGCACUGACGUGCGCACAGGCCGCCAGCAGCACUCAGUUUGGCAAUCGCGUCCGCGACGCCGUCUCCGCCGUCGGGCGGAGCUCUCCGCCUUUGAGUUGAGCCAUCAACACGCCGCGCCGAGUCGGACUCACGCACACACGGACGGCCUCGAUCGCCGCCAAUGCACACACCCACACCAGCAGGCCUGUCGACACGACGCGACGACGCACACGCACUUGCCCGCCGCUGCCAAACUGCCUCGUCAUAAAACGCCUCGUCCGGCCCCAUCCUGCCGCACCGGUCCCUUGUGCCCCUUCGCCCCGCCUCUAGCCCUCGGGGAUCUUGAGGCUAGUCCCCCCUCCGUCGCCAUAGCCACCGACCACCACUGGAGUCUUAUACCUCGCCCCGAUAGCCCGCCGGCGCCACAAUCUCGGUAA